Chara braunii is the source of this 1479-nucleotide messenger RNA. The record is from the annotation of a GenBank genome assembly. Lineage: Eukaryota; Viridiplantae; Streptophyta; Charophyceae; Charales; Characeae.
UGGCGCCAUGUCGUCCCACGGUGUUGGACGCGGCAAGUCCGGCAUGAACAAGGCAGUGGAAGCGGCGGGAAGGGAGAAAAAGGGUCGUCACACCGUCAACAGGAAGAGGAAGGUCAUCCAAGGCGGGCCUUCUGUUGCAGGUUAUAACGAAGAUGACGAGUGGGUGGGGGAGGGGGUGGCGACGCAGGAGGAAAGCGACUUCCAAGAAGAGGAGGAAGUGUUGUUGAAGAGGAGGUUUUUCAGGAGGACGGGUGAAGGCAUCCAAAUCGAAGAGGGGGGCUAUGAGGGUGGCGAAAGACGAGGCGGAGGAGGCCGUGCAGUCAUGGAAGACGCCAUUGACGUCGACGCCGCGACGGCAUCCAGGGAGGGCGUGGCAGGUGCCAUCGCACAGCAAAUGCACACGCCUGUGCCGCGUUUGAAUGACACCCCGACCACACAUGAGCCUGCUGUCCGCGCACGAACACCAACAACCUCACGGUCGAUGACGGUUGCAGAUGUUGGCGGCACUUUGCAAGCCAUCGGUCAGGGGAAUAGGAACUGCUGUCCUGAGCAGGAGGCGCACGGGCCCGCAACGGGGGGGAAUUCACACGCGGGGGAAGGCGUGAGGGCAGGAGCCAUAUUAGGGGGGGCUUCACACGCAGGGGAAGGCGCGAGGGCAGGGGCUGCAGCGGGGGUGGCUUCACACGCAGGGGAAGGCGCAAGGGCAGGCGAUGUCGCCGGAGUAGGGGAGGACGACGAAGCGCUGGUGAACAAGGUGCGACAACAUAACACGCGGGAUGGAAUGGAGGCGGCGACGAAACACUGGGCGGACGACCUUCGCUUCUGGAACGAAACCGAAGGGAACGCCAUAGUAAAGUUGAUACAGGAAGCGAGCCCGCAUCUUGUGGCGGUGGCAUGGGGAGUGCAGUGUCCGCCCGUUCGUCGAAGCAUUGUCUUGCCUCAUACCACCAUCCCGCAACACAAAAUCGAGGACAAAACGGAGUUGAACGCUGCCAAGGAAAAGGGCGCUGAAGCGAGCAGGCAACGAGGGUACCACGCUUCGUACGGGUACGAGCUGAACAACGCUGCCACUGACAUCGCUCGAGCGAUCUGGAUGGGGGAGGACUGGCGUAUAAGUGUGAGCCCCAUGGUCUUCCAUAGUACUCUGGACAUGGAUAUGAAGUUGCCACUGUGGUUCGUCGCCACCGAAAUCGAGGACAGGCACGAGGACAACGAGUUGGCGUCGUAUCAGGAGGCGAGCAUCCAGCGACUGGUGGGGGCUUUCACGAGAGCCGUGAGCAUGGCGGAGGGGGUCGACGACUGGCGGGUGUCCUACGAAAGGUUGAAGAGCAUUGCCGACACGAUGAGGAUCAUGCUCGCGGCAACCAUGUGGUUCAUUACGACGCGUGGCUUUUUGUCCAACUAACAACGAAGCCAAUGUUCAUCGCAUCCAUGCAUUGCUCAUUCAACAUGCGUCGCAAUAUCCUUCAAGCUGCGAUC